Setaria italica (foxtail millet) is the source of this 1192-nucleotide messenger RNA. RefSeq lists its product as uncharacterized. The record is from RefSeq and is a predicted model, not a curated record. The transcript has 2 exons. NCBI's taxonomy places the organism in Eukaryota, Viridiplantae, Streptophyta, Magnoliopsida, Poales, Poaceae. The coding region runs from base 327 to 1055 and encodes 242 amino acids.
GGACACAGCCACAGGCUACGGCUAUGAAACACCAAAGUCAGCAGCAGCACUAAGCUAGAGCUAGGUGCGCGCUGACGAAGUGUUCAACUAGUACUUUGCCUGCAGCACGGGCACGCGCGCCUAUGCCACCACCCAGCGCCAACCGGAGGCGCGCACGCCGCAGAAUCCGCCGCGCAGCCACGAGUUGCUUGGUCGCGUUGCCUUCCUCCGUAGCUGGUGUGCUCGUUUCAGCAGCCCAGACAAGGAUUUGUGCCGCGGUGACUCCUGAUUCCGCUCGAAAGGAGAAAAGCAAGCGCGGCGAGGAAGCGGCGGAGCAUCGGCGAUAGAUGGUCCGGGAGGAGCGGCUGGACCUGGUGCUGGUGCCGCUGGCUCUGGCGGCGCUGCUCGGCUACCACCUGUGGCUCCUCUACGCCAUCCUCCGCCACCCCGCCCGCACCGUCAUCGGCCUCAACGCCAUCGCGCGCAAGCGCUGGGUCGCCGCCAUGAUGGCCAACACGGAGAGGAACGGCGUGCUGGCGGUGCAGACGCUGCGGAACAACAUCAUGGCGUCGACGGUGCUGGCCACCACGGCCAUCACUCUCGUCUCCGUCAUCAGCGUCUUCAUCGGCGUCAUGUCCCCGGCCUCCUCGUCGUCCUCGUCCAAGGCGCCACCGCGGCUGGUGUACGGGAGCAAGGCCGGGGAGGUGUUCGCGGCCAAGUACCUGGCCGUCUCGCUCUGCUUCAUGCUCGCCUUCGUCUGCAACGUGCAGGCCAUCCGCCUGUACGCGCACGCCAGCUUCCUGCUCGGCGGCCUGCCGCCCGGCGACGAGACGCGGGAGGAGUUCGCGGCGUACGUGGCGCGCACGGUGAACCGCGGCAGCUAUGCCUGGUCGCUGGGCCUCCGCGCCUUCUACGUGUCCCUGGCCCUGUUCCUCUGGACCUUCGGGCCCAUCCCCAUGCUGGCCUGCAGCGUGCUCAUGUGCGGCCUGCUCUACUUCCUCGACACCACCAGCGACCAUGGCCACGCCCACCGCCAACGGGGGAGCAGCGGAAAGGACAGCUCCGCCGCCGCUUGAUCUCCGACUCUUAUGAGACCGAAUGCAAGUGUUUGACUUGAUUUCUAUUUUCCUGAUCAUCGUGCCAUUAACAUGGAUUUGGUUUUAGUUUAGAAUAUUUUAAACUUGAAUUUCAAUUAAUUAUUAUAAAAUUUGAA